Messenger RNA from Adineta steineri, 4878 nucleotides. Lineage: Eukaryota; Metazoa; Rotifera; Eurotatoria; Adinetida; Adinetidae. The record is from the annotation of a GenBank genome assembly.
AUGAUGUUUUUCAUCAGUUUAAUCUAUUUUAUACUCUUACCUUCGAUAAAUCCUCAACUUCAAAUCAAUCUUCAUUUAACCGAUUGGACAAAUUAUAAUGAAAUAAAUGUUGAUUUGCAACAUGAUUGCCUUCAUGUUCCUACUCAUUUAAAUGAAGAUUAUAUUGAAUAUCAUCAAAUCAUUUCAUAUUGUAUGGGUGAAUGGCCUUCAAAUUGGAACAUAGAAGAAAACAGUUUUCAUCAAAAAUACAGUUUUUCUCAACUUAAAAUGCUUAAUAUUACUAGUCAACAGUUAUAUCUUUGGUCAGCUCCUAUGGAUAUUGUUGAAGAAUAUGAAUCCUAUUUGAAUCAAAGUUUAAUUUCAAAUCAAUCAACAUCAGUAAUGGCAAUAAAGUUAUUCUACAAUUGUACACAACCAAGAUUUGGGCCUGUAUGUCAAUAUUCAUUAGAUAUUUCAACUUCUUCUUUUCCUUCAUCACUCAGAGAAAUUAUUCAUGACUUUUACCUGCCGGUAUAUAAACCAACAACUUGGACAUGUUAUACUCAUUUAGAAUGUGAUCGUGGUACAAGUACAGCUUGUCUUGAUUGGGCUGAAAUUUGUGAUGAUCAUAUCAAUUGUCUUAAUGACGGAAUUGAUGAGAAACAUUGCUGGGUACUUGAAAUUAAUGAAUGUGAAGAAAAUGAAUAUCGAUGUAAAAAUGGACAGUGUAUACCGAACAAAUUUGUUGGCGAAGGUUCAAAAUCUGUCGAUUGUAUUGAUAAAAGUGAUGAAGACGAAAUAUUGUCCGGUGCUACUCGUUAUCUUUCACAUGAACCGAUAAUUAGAAUCGAAGAUAUUAUAUGCAACAAAGAUAUCCACCUGGAGCGGACUAUCUAUUUUACAACUUCAUGUGUACGUAGUCGACAUGAUCUUAUUUUAGAAGACAUGUUUUUGAACAAACCAAAUUCAACAUCUGACGAAUGUUGGUUUGCAUUCAGAUGCUUUUUUCGUAUUCCUAAUGCAUUAGAUCCAAUGUGUAAGACUAUUUUUAUCAAUAGAACAUGUCAAGAAAUUAUCAAUGAAACAUGUCCCGAUAUAUUGUUCAUUCCAAAUGCUCCAUUGCUCUUUGGACACAUUUAUUUCGCUUACACGAAAGAAGCUGCAGUACAGACACUUGUUUCAUCACUUCCACCGCAGUAUGUAUGUUAUAAUGAUCAAUUAUGCGAUGGAUUUUACACAAAUAGAACAUUAUUAACGUUUGAUAAUCUAACAUGUCGCCGUCCUCAAGAUUUUCCAUUCAGAUUUUCUGCUAUUGCAAGAGGCAAUUGGUUAAAUACAUAUGUUAAACCUGCUCACAAAGAAUUGUAUAAAUGCAAUACAAUUAUUCAGAAUAUGUCCGCAGUUUGUGACAAUUCAAGGAUGUAUCGAUGUAUUAACUCGUCUAAAUGUAUUUCAAAAGAUCGUAUGGAUGAUGGUUUCAUAGAUUGCGAUUACGGAGAUGAUGAAGAUCCAAGUGUGGUCUAUGAUAUUUGUGUAAACAAUGAAUCUAAAACGUUUUUCAAAUGUACAACAACAGCUAAAUGUAUUUAUUAUCGAAAAGUAAACGAUGGUUUAUGUCAAUGUGGACGUAAUGAAUAUGGUUUGUGUGAUGACGAAGAUGCAGAAUGUCAAGCAGUUGGAACACAUUUAUCAUUUCCAACUGUUUGUGAUGGUUUUACCGACCUUUUUCCUGUUAAUAUCGAUGGACGAAAUGAAACAGAUGAAACUGAAUGUGAACUAUGGCAGUGUAAUAAUACGUAUACUCGAUGCGACGGCAUUUGGAAUUGUUUUAAUGGAGCUGACGAAGUUCAUUGUAAUACAUCGGUAUCAUUCAGUUGCCCAUCCAAUCAUCAUAUAUGUAUUUCGCCUAUUACGAAUCAACUUACAUGUUUACCCCUUGCCAAAGCGAACAAUGGAAUUAUCGACUGUUUAGGCGCUACCGAUGAGCCAAAAUUAUGUCGAUCAACCGGUUAUGCUCCGAGCGGAAAUAAGUUUUACUGUUUGAAUGAUAACUCGUCACCUUGUGAAAUAUCUACAUCUCUUUGUAACGGUAGCAAAAACUGUCUCAGCGCAAACGACUAUAAACCUUUGUGUUCUUUAACACGAAAUUUUUCCAUCGAUUUUUCUAUUUGUUAUGCUGACAGCCGUUCUGAUGUCCAAAAUUUUUUUUGUGAACACGUGGUUCUUGAGCAUAACAGAAAACCUGUGCAUUUUACACUGGAUGCAACAGAAUUCAACAAAGACAAAAACGCAAAAGUAGACUAUCCACUUUUCAUUAGACCUAUUUGUGAACGCAUACGUGUUGAGCAUAAAAGACCAGUUGCACAUUUUCCACUGGAUACAAUCAAAUUAAACAAAGACAUAAACACAAUACGCUCAAUUCCACCUGACAUGAAAUCUAUUGUUUAUCAUGAGCAAUACCGUUGUCAUCGUGGUCUGCCUUUGCGUAUUUGGCUAAAUCAAGAGAAGAACUUGACUAAUACCACCUGUCUUUGUCCACCAAGUUUUUAUGGUAACAUUUGUCAAUACCAAAACCAACGAGUUAGUCUAACUAUGAGAUUUCAAGCAUAUUCGGAUUCUCGACGAACAUUAUUCGCUCUUGUGAUUACACUUAUCGAUGAUAGUGACAAACGGAUUACUCAUUCACAUGAACAACUCACUUAUUUGUACGUUCGAGAUUGUCAAAAGAAAUUUAACGUUUAUCUACUUUAUUCUACUCGACCAAAAAAUGUGACACAAAAUUAUUCGAUACAUAUUGACAUCUAUGAAAAGUCCUCAUUAACUUAUCGAGGAAGUUUAUUAAUACCAAUUAAAUUUCCUUUUUUACCUGUACAUCGUAUUGCUGUUCAUCUUUAUAUUCCACGUAUAAAUGACGAUAUUCAAAGUUGUACAAAUCAAACAUGUGUACAUGGUCAAUGUACGAUUUAUUCAGAAGAUUCAAAAGGCACUGCAUUUUGUCAUUGUAACAAAGGGUGGUCUGGAAAACACUGUACUAUACCAUAUACUUGUAAAUGCUCACCUGACUCAUUAUGUGCUGGUUUAUUAGCAAAUAAUCGAUCUCUUUGUGUUUGUCCUAUAAACAAAUUUGGUCCUCGAUGUUUAUUUAAUCAUACAGUUUGUCAAUCUAAUCAAAAUAAUAUAUGUUAUAAUGGUGGCAAAUGUAUACCUAUUGAUGAAUAUAUGCAAAGAGAAGAUAAGAAAUUCUUUUGUAUGUGUCCGAAAGGUUUUACUGGGGGACGAUGUGAAAUACCUGAUAACAAAAUGAUACUAUCAUUUCACAAACAAAUUCAAGUACCACAAACAUUGAUCGUUCAUUUUAUUAAAAUCAACAACGAUAGUUCUCCUAAGAACAGCAGUACUCUGAGUAGAAUUCCUGUUCAUCAAAAGGCAGCUAUUAUUUAUUGGACAAAUGAAUUUCAUAUUGCUUUUGCUCAACUUUCUGAUAAAGAUUUUUAUUUAAUUACUGUUCAAAAAAUAAACAAUUUACCAUCAAUAUUUGAAAAAACAAUUAAUCCAUCGAAUCGUUGUGAACAUAUAAGUAAAGUAUUGAAAGAAACGAUUGUUCGAUUACAUCCUAUUCGUCGUAUUAAAUAUUAUCAUGUGCCAUGUAAUGAAACAUCAUCUUUACCUUGUUUUUUUGAUGAUGUUCAUUUUUGUUUAUGCACUGAUUUUAAUCAUCAACGGAUCGCCAAUUGCUUUGAAUUUAAUUACACGAAAAAACUUGAUUGUUUCGGUGGAAGCAACUGUAAAAAUGGUGCACAAUGUUUACAAGAUAGUGGCGAAUGUCCACAAACAUCAAUGUGUGUUUGUCCUCAAUGUUACUAUGGAACACAAUGCCAGUUUAAGUCAACUGCAUUUCGUCUUUCACUUGAUGCCAUAUUAGGUUAUCAUAUUUUACCACAUAUUAUGCUUAUACAACAACCAACUAUAGUCCAAUUCAGUUUGGCAUUAACUAUAAUUAUGACUAUAGCAGGAUUUAUUGAUGGUAUUCUAUCGGUGAUGACAUUUAAAGAUCAAGAACUUCGAAGUAUAGGCUGUGGUGUUUAUCUAUUAGGAUCGGCAAUUACAACACUAUUUACUAUGAGUAUGUUUGCAUUAAAAUUUUCAAUACUCAUUAUUACACAAAUGUCAUACACUACAAAUCGAUCAUUCCUAAAUUUUCAAUGUAUUUCAAUUGAUUUCUUGUUACGAAUUAGUCUUUAUAUGGAUCAAUGGUUGAAUGCAUGUGUAGCUAUAGAUAGAGCAAUUACUGCUGUGAAAGGAACUAGUUUUAAUAAGAAAACAAGUAAAAGAUUGGCUCGAUAUGUAAUAUUAGCUCUUAUAGUAUUCAUAAUUAGCACAACUAUAUAUGAUCCAUUCUAUCGGGAUCUAUUGUAUGAAAAUAGUAAUGAUGAUGAUGAUGGUGAAAAACGAAUUUGGUGUAUUGCUAGUUAUUCCUCUGGUGUUCAGGUUCACGAUUCCUUCGUUAAUAUAUUUCAUUUUAUUGCUCCAUUUUUUAUUAAUUUAAUAUCAGCAAUAAUCAUUAUUCGAACGACUAUUGUUUUACAAGUUAAUAUUAACCGUCAUGAAAGUUAUCGGAAAAUUUUAUUAGCACAACUUCGACACCAUGGCCAUCUUUUAUAUGGAUCUGUUUUCUUAGUUAUCCUUGCAAUACCACGUAUAAUCAUUUCUCUUCUUUCAAAUUGUAUGGAAACAAUAAAUGAUCCUUGGAUAUAUAUCAUUGGAUAUUUCAUUUCAUUUAUCCCAUCUACACUUACUUUUAUUUUAUUUAUAUUACCAUCAAAAAAUUAUAAAGGAGUAUUUCGGAAAACAAUUCAACAAUAUUUAACAACAAUAAAGAGACAUUUACAUAUCGCUUAG